UUAAUCUGUGACCAAUGUUCCUACUUUCAACUUGGUGCUAAGAAAAACAAGUUGAAGAGUGUGAAGUGAUUAAUAUCAAAUAAAAUAACAACUUUGUAUUAGAUAAUAUAUUUGUUAUUGUUAGGAAAUGGCUGUCUGUGUUGCUGUGAUUGGAAAAGAUAAUGCUCCCUUGUACAUUGGUGGAAUUGGUAAUGACACAAGCACCGAUAAUGAAUUAUCGAGACAGUGGCUUGUUCAUACAGCUCUUGAUGCGUUAGAAGAGAGACUAGUGUCUAGUAAUACUCCUACAGCCAACACAGCAACAAAUGCAGCACGGACUGAUUUAAGAGAUUUAUAUUUGGGCUUAUUAUAUUCAACAGAUACUCAUAAAAUUUAUGGUUAUGUUACUAAUACGCGUAUUAAAUUGGUAUUGGUGACUAGUUCCACAUCACCAAGUGGCAGUAACAUAAGAGAUGCAGAAGUAAGAACUGCACUAAGGAGAUUACAUGCACUUUAUGCUGAUGCUAUUUGUAAUCCAUUCCACUUACCUGGUGAUCAAAUUACUUCCAUAAAGUUCGACAAGCAAGUGAAAAAUUUGAUGCUUAAUAAUGUUUAAAGUUAAGUUUCAUAGAAAUAUAUUUCAGCUUAUUUAAAAAAAUAUAAAUUGUACUGCUAGAAAUCAAUAUAUACUUUACCCAAGUAUCAUACCCAUA
Messenger RNA from Pieris rapae (cabbage white), 692 nucleotides. RefSeq names its product trafficking protein particle complex subunit 2-like protein. Bases 128 to 595 code for a protein of 155 amino acids. NCBI's taxonomy places the organism in Eukaryota, Metazoa, Arthropoda, Insecta, Lepidoptera, Pieridae. The record is from RefSeq and is a predicted model, not a curated record. Gene Ontology annotation, biological process: endoplasmic reticulum to Golgi vesicle-mediated transport. The transcript is spliced from 4 exons. Gene Ontology annotation, cellular component: TRAPP complex; cytoplasm; nucleus.